Molecule: messenger RNA, 1475 nt
Organism: Gryllus bimaculatus (two-spotted cricket)
Lineage: Eukaryota; Metazoa; Arthropoda; Insecta; Orthoptera; Gryllidae
Source: the annotation of a GenBank genome assembly
UAGGUCGGAACUAGGGUCUUUCUCCCAGCAGUAUUGUACAAUGAAACAACGAAAAACACUGUGCAUGUGUUGCCAAAAUACACGUGUUUAGUUGAAGGGGUUACUAGCAUACAUGAACAUUUAUCCAUGGUUUUAGUUUCAAACGGAGUACACCAUGGAUGCACAAUAUAAAGUCAUCGAUCCGGUGAAGUUUUAUAGAGAUCAUUUAGCACACAAAAUUCGACCUGAUGGCCGAGGUUUGCUGAAAUUCAGGCCAGCAGUUAUUAAUGUGGAUUCCAUAGGGACAGCUGAUGGAUCAGCAAUUGUUAAAAUUGGCAACACUACUGUAGUGUGUGGUGUUAAAUUGGAACUUGGAGUUCCCAAGCCAGAGGAAAGUAAUAUUGGUUGGUUAGUUCCUAACGUUACAUUACCUCCACUUUGCUCUCCUCGCUUCCACCCAGGACCCCCUAGCGAUGAGGCACAAGUUGCUUCGAACAUGUUAGCUGAAAUUUUAAGUAAUGCAAAUGUACUUGAUUUGCGAGCACUGUGUGUUGUGCCAGAACGACUAGCAUGGGCUGUUUACCUUGAUGCAGUAUGUUUGAAUCAUGAUGGUAGUAUUCUUGAUGCAUGUGUUGUUGCUGCUGUGGCAGCUCUUCGAACAGUGAGACUACCUCGGGUUGAACAUGAUGCAGAUAAGGACAUUACGAAGGUAUUUCCCGAUGAACGAAGUAGUCUUCCCAUAACAGGAGCACCUAUUCCUACAACGCACGCCAUAUUUGAAGAUGAAGUUAUCUUGGUUGAUCCUACAAGCGAUGAAGAAAGUCUUGCCUCAGGUCUUGUGACUAUAACAGUACAAAAUGACCAAAUGUGCUCAGUCUACAAACCAGGAGGCAGCCCCCUUGCAGAUGAAAACAUGCAGGCAUGUUUAUCUCGAGCUCGAACACGUGCUAUUCAGAUGAACAACCUUAUAGAAGCUGCUUUAGCAGCUCGUGAUAAAGAAGAGACAAAAGACCAGAAAUUAAUAUCAUAAUUAAAUUAUUUUUUAACUCACUGAGAAAUGUACAAAGUAAUUGAAUAUUUUAAUGACUACUGCUUUUUAAAAUUGUUCUCUCACAGUUAAAGAACUAUGUCAACAAAUGUUUAUAAUUGACUUUAAAAAUUGUCAAGAUAUUUUCUCUUCCUAAUUUUCAUUAAUUUUAGCACUAUUUCAUAGUACAAUUAUGAAUCGCUUGUUGGAAUUUAGUUCAGAAUCACAUUUGGAUCAAAUUUGGUUGGUCCUACCUCCAACACCAAAUGAAUUAUUUUGUUUGUAAUCACUAAAGAUAUGUUCAGAAAUAAUUUUGUAAAUUUAGUUAAUGAUAAGGAAUUUUAAAUUUGCUUUACCACGAUUUAGAUUUCUACAUACACCAAUAAUUAAUAUUAAAUUUUCAAGAGGAUUUGUCUUAGUCUUUCAAAAUAUAAAUACUUUCAAAUAAAGUUGUGCAACGAUUGUUUUA